AUGCUUCUCAUCCACCAGACUGGCAGCGUCAAGAUUGGCGAGGUCGUCCGCUACACCGUCACCUACGCCCCCUCACAAGACCGCAUCCUGCCGUCUCCAGAGCGGCUAUAUGUACGAAUACGCAACACGUCCAACAUUGCCCUGCGGGCGGCCUUUGUCCACGGCCCAUAUACCCUGAGCGUGGCGACGUAUCCUGCCAAAUUUAACCCCAACGAAAAGUUCCCCAGCCCGCGCCGCUAUGGCGUCCCCGAGUUCGAGCCGAUGCUCAAAGCUGGAGGUUCAUGGGAGUGUCAGCUUGUCGUGCCGGAAGACAUACGGCAGGCGGCGGGGACGGGAAGCCAUGGCACGUUUGGCAACGGCCCGGAGCACGAUUCCGAGAGCGUGAGCUGGAUCAUCGAAAUCUCGUCACAGGUCAUCUUCUCCACAUCGGCGGCGGUAGGAUACGAGCUGCUGGUAGCGAGAGAACAAAAGUCAUUGAGCCUGAGCUCUUCGGUCCCGGUGGUAGGCGGCCAGGCCCAGGUACCACAACCGGGAAAGCUAGUGGACCAUCAGCAGAGCAUUGGAGCCAAGGACGGGCAUCAUCCGGGACAACCUCGCGGGGUCUUUUCAAGAGCGGUCCAUGUCAAGGUAGAAGAUACGGCAACCUUGUGGAACACGCCCCGGUUACCGGUGUGGGAUGAUGCCGGCGAUAAGAGGGUUGAGGACCGGCCUACUGCCGACCAACCAGUGGAGAGCAUGGUUAAGACCGGCGAUGCAGAAACCGAAGACGAGCCUCUUCCACGAAAACAAAAGAAGAUUCACCUUGUCAUUCUAACGCAUGGAUUGCAUAGUAACUUGGGCGCCGAUAUGUUGUUCAUGAAAGAGAGCAUCGACGCUGCUGCAAAACAAGCCAAGAUUGAUGCCAAGGCGAGAAGAGCAAAGCAGCGUGCAGAGGCCGAAGCUAAUGCCGACGACGCCAGCAAGGCAAAAGACGGUGCUUCUUCGGCAGGAAGCGAAGAGGAUGAUGAGGAUGAAGACGAAGAGGUCAUUGUGCGAGGGUAUUCUGGGAACGCCACCAAGACGGAGAAGGGGAUCAAGUACCUUGGCAAAAGGCUAGCGAGAUAUGUUCUCUCUAUGACAUACCCGGACCAGCCCUUCUUACCGAUAGGAGGAAAAGGCGCUUUCGAAGGGUUUGCCCACGGGCUAGGCGAUCAGGGGGCGCACGACCUUAUGCAAGCCCACAAACACAGCACCAUCGUCAAGGCCCCCGACUCGGAGGAGGCGAACGACCAUAAAUUAAUUCGGAGGCCUUACAAGGUCACGAGCAUCAGCUUCAUCGCGCACUCAUUAGGCGGCCUUGUUCAGACCUACGCUAUUGCAUAUAUACAAAAGCAUUCACCACGAUUUUUCGACCUCAUAAGACCUAUUAAUUUCAUCGCUCUGGCCACGCCCUUCUUAGGCUUGAGCAACGAGAACCCUCUUUAUGUCAAGUUUGCGCUCGAUUUUGGUCUCGUGGGGAGGACAGGGCAGGAUUUAGGCGAAUCUGCCCACAAGAAGGUCUACGGGGAAUCACAGCCCGAGUCCAAACCUCUGUUACGAAUCUUACCCUCAGGGCCCGCUCACACUGCCCUCAAGAAAUUUCGAAACCGAACAGUCUACUCCAAUGUGGUCAAUGAUGGCAUCGUUCCGCUACGCACAAGCUGCCUAUUAUUCUUGGAUUGGCAGGGCCUAGGGCGAGUUGGCAAAGCAAGGAGAGAAGCCGGUCUCGUCGAGACGGUUGUAGGCUUUGGAUGGGCCGAGCUCACAGGUGCCAACAUGGGAUCAUCGCGGCAGAAGCUGCAGCUUCCUCCGGACGACAUUGAGACAGACUCGGGUGCUACGACCCCCAAUGGUGAUGGCAGCACCAACAAUGGCGACAACAGCAACAGCCAUCAAGUGCCGCAGCCAUCCAACGAUGCUAUCGCCGAAGACGACCGGGCUAGCCUACGCUCUGUUCCGGCGGUAUUUGCAGAUGAGCCACUGGAAAGCCCGGGAGAUAACCUGCUUCACACUCCGCUCACCGGAUUCUUUAAUUUAUUUAGGAGCAACGACCCUCCAAAAGAGCAACCCGUGACGGAGAAGCAGAAGAAGAUAUUGCGCAGGAGUCAGACACUUAAGAAUGGUGGAGAUGCUUCUAGCACUGCCGACAGCUCCAAUUCGUCAAUGACGGGCAAACAAUCCGGCAAGGCAACUGCAGGGCACGAGUUUGAGAACGAUACAGACGGCCUGACGGCACCGCCAAGGACUACGUUCUUUGAAUCUGCUGGAGACCUACUCAAUCCCAAGAUUCCGGAUGUGGAGUGGCUCGUUGAUCCGUCAAAGCGGCCCCGAACAAUAUUUCAUGAUCGAGUAUAUCAUCCGACGGACAUCCCCGCGCCGCCCUUGAAGAAGCGAACCCCUUCUGCGCUUAGUAAAAUGAAGCUCAAGUCCUCGUCUUCGUCGCUGCUCUCGCCCGGCGGCAGCGGCUCGUCGACACCGCAUUCAGGAAUCAACCACGAAGAUUCAAUGGCCUCGACAAAAGACUACGACGACACUGCACAUACGGGUCCUGAAAAACAGCCUAACGAGGUUGUUGACGGCUCGAGCAUGCGUGUUGAGGAAAAGAUUUCGCGCGGAUACCACAAGGAUUUGUCGUGGCGGAAGGUGCUUGUGAAGCUGGAACCAGACGCCCACAACAACAUAUUCGUGCGCCGCAUGUUUGCCAACGCUUACGGUUGGCCGGUCGUCAAGCACUUGGUUGAUGCCCACUUUAGCGACUCAGCCGUUGCACGAAUACGCACUGAGGACGAGUACAUGGGCGAGCGGGCUUUGGACAUCAGUCAGCCCCCUGGCGCGGAUGGUCGCGAGACUAAGACGGUGUCUAUGCGGCAAGCCCGCGGUCUUGCUCCGGAGCCGACAAAUGCGAGCGAGGCCCGUGAAGCUCUCGACGAAGUGCCUCCCCUGCCAAGGACACAAGAUACUGAUCGGACUUCCCUGACGAAUCACAGUCAUCAGGGCGAUAGAGGAGAUUCAAUGUCGUGGAGUGAGCGCGAUUGGGCGAGUAGCGAGAAUGAGAGUGAAUUCGAUUUUAUUAAUGAUGCAGUGGGCGACAAGAAACUGGACAAAACAAAGGAAAGCCAGGGCGGGAGACUGAGUCCUUCAUCAUGGAACUGGACGGAGAAGAUUGUUGGUAAGGGGGCUAUGAAGGCGAGAAGCAAGAGUCCUACGAAGACAACGGCAGGAGGGUCUUUGUGA
Trichoderma breve is the source of this 3252-nucleotide messenger RNA. RefSeq names its product putative serine esterase (DUF676) domain-containing protein. Gene Ontology annotation, molecular function: monoacylglycerol lipase activity. The record is from RefSeq and is a predicted model, not a curated record. The coding region runs from base 1 to 3252 and encodes 1083 amino acids. NCBI's taxonomy places the organism in Eukaryota, Fungi, Ascomycota, Sordariomycetes, Hypocreales, Hypocreaceae. The transcript has 2 exons.